Messenger RNA from Monodelphis domestica (gray short-tailed opossum), 2510 nucleotides. NCBI's taxonomy places the organism in Eukaryota, Metazoa, Chordata, Mammalia, Didelphimorphia, Didelphidae. The record is from RefSeq and is a predicted model, not a curated record.
GAUCUGCCUGGUUAGUAAGUGCUGUGUGCUGAAUUUGAACUCAGGUUUUUGUGAUUCUAAUCCCAAAGCUUUAUGCACUGGGCCAUCAGUGGUCUCCUAUGGAAUCAUUCUCCAUCAUUUUAAGGAUCCUAUCAAUGCAUCUUUUUCCAGACCUCUGAAGAAUCUGACAGUGACUGAAGUAGGUGUCAUCUGCCUCUAUCAGAGUGAUUCCACUGGUCCCUUCCUGGAUAGAGAGAGGGUUUACUGGGAAUUCAGCAAUCAGACUGGGGGCAUCACUAGACUGGGGCCCUAUACCCUCGACAGAGACAAUCUCUACCUCAAUGGUGAGUAAGCCCACUCAGGACAUGACUCUUGAAUCUUCUCCUUGAUUUUGUCCCUGUUUGGAAAAUAGACAUUCUGCCCAAAUUCUUGCUCCAUUUUCCUCUGACCACUGUAAGGUAAGCACAGCAGAGAAGCAGGGGACCCAAAGAAACCAGGUGAAUCAAUUAAAUCAGAACCCUCUCUGUCUCUGACUGUCUGUCUGUUUGUCUUCUCAUUUCUUGCUUUCCUCUAGGUUAUAACCAUCAUUUACAAUCUUCCACCUGUAGUAAGUAUUCAUCAACUUCAUGUCUCUAUCUAUCUUCCUGUGACCUGGAAGAAGAAACAAUUGAUACUCCUACCAAUCCUAUUUACUCUGUUUUUUUUUGAAAGGGAAGGGAUAGAAGGACCCAAGGGAUGGCCUGUGGUCCCUCAGAAUUUUAAUCCUCACAUUCCAUGGACUACUUAUUUACCAAGCCCAGCAAGAAUCCUUUUCCCCAUAUUCCAUAUUCAAACAUAAUUUUUCUGUGACAUUCAAAUAGCUUUUCCAAGGCUUUCAUUCUUGAUUCUCUACCCUUCAGCUCCUAUCCAGACCACAAUCCCUUCAAGAAUUUCCUCAGCUCCUUCACUACUGACCAAUUCCUCAGGUACCAUCACAUAUUUCUGACCUGUUUCUUGGGUAGUCUUAAUUGAAUUGUUCCCUUGGGAAGCUGACUCUAAGAUGAGGAGGUUGGAGUUGUAGAGCAAAAUUGUGGUGGAGGUGGGAGUGGGGAAGUGAAAGAGCUCUUCUUAUAGAUGCAUCAUUGGGAGUCAGUUUCGUGUUUUCCUUCCAGUAAAGAAUAGGCCAACCUUCAUUGGGUGUCCCUGGGUAAGCUGAUGGAUGUCAGAAUGUUUCAGUGAAUAGGGCAUCCAUCUAAAAGUCAAAAAGAAAAAAUAACCAUCUGUAAGAUCUAGUUUGAAAUUUCUCCUUUGACACUAGCUAUGGGACCUUGGGCACAUCCCUGAAUCCUCCCUGGACUUCAGUUUCCUCACCUGUAAGAUCAAGGGGUUAGAUGUGCCAUUCCAGAUCUAAACUGACAAUCCCAUGAUCCUCUAUACCCAACUCUCAACCAUGAAGGUUUCUCUCCUUCCCCUACAGCAUCUGGCAGCUUUAGCCUGAAGUCUUUCACCGUGAACUUCACAAUCACCAACUUGCUCUGCACAGCAGACAUGGGACGGCCAGGCUCCCAAAAGUUCAAAGCCACUGAAAGAGUCCUACAGCGCCUGCUCAGCCCCUUGCUUGAAAACAGUAGCCUUGGCUCUGACUAUUCUGGAUGCAGGCUGACCAUGCUGAGGCCCAUACAGAAUGGGACAGCAACCAAAUUCCUGUGUGGCCACUGGAAAACUCCCGCCACCCCUAGCCUGGACAGGAAGAAAAUUUACUGGGAGCUGAGCAAUCAGACCCAAGGUAUCACCAGGCUGGGUGCCUAUACCCUGGACAAUAAGAGCCUCUAUCUCGAUGGUGAGUAGCCAGCUCUGGCCAGGACAUAGGCAGCUCCUUGACCUCCCUCUCUUGCUUCCUUCCAUUCCUGUUAAGCCCUCACCUAUUGAAAAAACUUUCUAUGCCUUUGAGGGUGCAGCUUUGCCUCUAUGGUUUUACCUGGUCUGAUAGAAAGUGUUUUCCUAUGAGGUGUUUAGAGUGUGAGGGGGAGCCGGUAUCAGACCCCAGAAAUAGGACCCUCGGUGGGUGGAUAGCCUCCUGACCUAGAAACUCCGGGAAUCUCUUUCACAUUGCAGUGGUUAGAGGCACAACACGCUGCGAUCUGAAAAAUCUGUGCAAAAUUUUUUGGUCCUCCGUUUGUACCAGAGAAGAUGACCAAUUUCCCCUUUUUCUUUUAUAUGGUGUUUACGUGGCCUUAUCUGUAUUCAUGGAAAAUUAAUUAAUGAAAAUGAAAAGUAGUGAAAAUAUAUCCCUACAUUUUCAGCCUUUGUGUUUCAUCUACUGCCUUCCUCAUACUUUUCACAAAUUUUAACUUUUGAUGUAUUUUAACAUUAAAAUAUAAAUUGUGUAUAUUGAAAGCAUUAAAAGAUAAAAUAUUGAUAUUAUACCAUAUAUAAUAUAUUUUAUGUGUUUAUGAGUUUCUUGACUUUUUCUGUGUCAUCUGCUUACCUUCUUGUGCUAUCUGCAGCUUCCACAAUACUCCCCCAAAUCCCCUCUUAAUUUCUUAUGCCAA